CAUGGUGAUCGAGGACGUGGUGCCGCUGGAGAGCUCCGGCCUGGCCGCGCUGCUGCGGGACCCGCGGGAGAGCGGCCGCACGCUGGUGCUGGACUGCCGGCCCUUCCUCGCCUACUGCCAGGCGCGCCUGCGGGACGCGCGGCCCGUGCACUGGAACGGGCUGCUCCGGCGGAGGUCCCGCGGCCGGAGCGGCGUCAGCCUGGAGCGGCUGGUCCCGGACCGGGCGCUGCUGGCCCGGCUGCGCACGGGCGAGCUGGCGCACCUGGUGGUGCUGGACGAGGCCGGCGGCUCCGCCUCGGCCCUGCGGCCGGACAGCCUGGCCAGGCUGCUGCUCAGCGCGCUGCUGCGGGAGGAGCGAGCCGGGACGUCGCACAUCUACCUGCUGCAAGGUGGCUUUGAGCACUUCCAAGCCAACUUCCCAGAACUGUGUGUGGUGGCGCCACCUUCUCUGGCGCCUUCCCCAGCCUUGAGAAGCCCUGAAGACAGCGGUGGCCCAGAAGUGGUGACUCCCUUGUAUGACCAGGAUGGACCUGUGGAGAUCCUACCUUUCCUUUACUUGGGCAGCUGUCACCAUUCCUCCAACAGGGAGGUGCUGGAGUCACUGGGAAUCACAGCGGUCCUUAAUGUCUCCUCCAGUUGCCCCAACUACUUUGAAGGACACUUCCUAUACAAGAGCAUCCCAGUAGAAGACAAUCAUAUGGCUGAUAUCAGCGUAUGGUUCCAGGAAGCCAUUGAUUUCAUCAACUCUGUGAAGACCAGUGGUGGGCAUGUGCUGGUACACUGCCAAGCUGGCAUUUCCCGCUCAGCCACCAUCUGCCUUGCUUACCUCAUCCAGAGCCGCCGGGUGCGCCUGGAGGAAGCCUUUGAUUUCAUCAAGCAGCGCCGUGGAGUCAUCUCACCCAACUUUGGCUUCAUGGGACAGCUACUGCAGUUUGAGACAGAGGUGCUGUGCCAUUAGCUGAGCGGCUCCUAGCUGCUCCGUGGAGAAGGAGGCCACCCUGCUUCUAUGGACCACAGACUGGGGGGCCAUUCCUGUUUACAUCCCUGAUGGGGGGGCUGUGAGCUGGGCAAUAUGGCAUCCUCCUCAUUCUUCUAUUGCACUAAUUGGUAGCAACGAAUUCCCAAAGAGGAAGGGAGUUUUGGCCACACCACCCGUCGGACUUCUCUUUGCCGUGUGAAAUUGCUGUGAUGACUUAUUUCAUUACUAUGAAAGAAAAAGAAUAAGCUGGAAAUGAAGAAAAAUGAAAUGUGAGAUGAGCAGGGUCAACACCAUCAGGAGGAACUGCUCGGCUCCUUU
Candoia aspera is the source of this 1297-nucleotide messenger RNA. It is a transcript of the gene DUSP2, whose product is annotated as dual specificity phosphatase 2. Gene Ontology annotation, molecular function: MAP kinase tyrosine phosphatase activity; protein tyrosine/threonine phosphatase activity; MAP kinase tyrosine/serine/threonine phosphatase activity. The record is from RefSeq and is a predicted model, not a curated record. Lineage: Eukaryota; Metazoa; Chordata; Lepidosauria; Squamata; Candoiidae. Gene Ontology annotation, cellular component: cytoplasm; nucleus. The transcript is spliced from 4 exons. Gene Ontology annotation, biological process: negative regulation of MAPK cascade; protein dephosphorylation; endoderm formation. Bases 2 to 958 code for a protein of 318 amino acids.